UAUUGUCGCUGUCGCUGCUGCUGCAAUCGUGUGCUACUGCUGCUGCUCUUGGUGGGUGGCUGCGGCGCUGCUGCUAUUGCUACUGCUGGUGUUGCUGCAACGCUGUUGCUGCCGCUGCCGUUGCUGUUGCUGCCCUUGAUCCUGGCUUGGUCUACUUUCUCUCUCGGGGUUGGACAUCGUAGUUCCUACGGAAAAUCAUCCCCAACCUGGUACUGCUUCUUCCUUGCUGCUGCGUUCCCCCUCAAGAAAUCCCUUCUCACGCCAACGGUGUUCUUUUUCUCCUGUUCCUGCUGCUUGUCAACUUCCUGCUUUGGCUCCUCCUGCUGCGGCCAUUUGGCCAUCUGCUUGCUGCUCCGCAGUUUGUUGCGCCUUGCCUCCUGCUGCUGGUCUCUCUCCUGCCGUGAAUGUGCGCCCCCGCCUUCUACUGCUUCUCUUCCGCUGCACUCCGUGUCUGCUUCCCUAGUGCUCUUCUCCUUCUGUUGCUCUUCUUUCUCCUGGGACUGCUCCACCUUCUCCUCACCUACUGCGGCAGCUGUUCUGCUCGGUCUGCUGCUCCCGCUGCUCAUUUCUUUCCCCUUCGUGCUCGUGUUCCUCCUGUUGCUGCUGCUGCUGCUCUGCUAUUGCCUGCCACUGCUACGCGUCUUCACGCCGUUUGCUCAGAUGCUUUUAUGUUUUGCGCCGGGGGGGGAGUGCCCCGGCAGUUGUGCGCCGGCGCGCGAUUUCCUGCCCUGCGCCUUCCAGCAGCCUCAAGUACCCAGUAACACGAGGCACAUGACGCGCAGUGCGUACAGUGCAUCAACGCCGUGUGCGGUGCCCAGCAGAAGGCUGCUCCCCCGGGUAGCCACGGGUAUCCCGAAGCUGCGAGAGCAAGAAGUUGUGUGGCUUCACCUCUUCCUCCAGAAGUUGCUUUUUCUCCUUUCUCAUCCCCUGCUCUAUGUCAGCGGGACGUCUGCCACCGGUGCAGCUGUCGUUUUGCAAGAAGGCAGCGCCUCUCGAAAAGUGCUAGCACGGCAGCGUGGUGCAUCGUCAUUGUCUACUCAGGAGAUGCAUCACAUGCGCAGAUUAGAAUUUGUACGUGUGCUGCCGUCGGCCCUCCGCUGCGGCAUUACUGCGGCGCGACCCCGCCCUACCGACGUUGCUGAUGGUGCUGCUGCGUCUGCUCCUGCUCGACAGCGAAUACCAACCUUGCUGUCGCUCGUAUGGAUCCCGCUUCAGCAACUAGUGCUACGAAGCCAGCAAUUGGCGUGUUUGCUGCAGGCUUCGGCGCUGUUCUCUUCCGUCAUCGAAGAGAACUUCUCUACGUCUGUACCCGAUGAGCCUGUACGUUCGCCGUAA
Rangifer tarandus platyrhynchus (Svalbard reindeer) is the source of this 1335-nucleotide messenger RNA. The record is from the annotation of a GenBank genome assembly. NCBI's taxonomy places the organism in Eukaryota, Metazoa, Chordata, Mammalia, Artiodactyla, Cervidae.